Molecule: messenger RNA, 1017 nt
Organism: Colletotrichum fioriniae
Lineage: Eukaryota; Fungi; Ascomycota; Sordariomycetes; Glomerellales; Glomerellaceae
Biological process (GO): cell redox homeostasis
Molecular function (GO): thioredoxin-disulfide reductase (NADPH) activity
Source: RefSeq, a predicted model, not a curated record
AUGACCACCUCAACCCUCCACGACGUCCUCAUCAUAGGCGCAGGUCCAGCAGGCCUCGCCACAGCAACCGCCCUCUCCCGCCAGCUCUACACCACAGUCCUCUUCGACUCAAACCUCUACCGCAACGCCCGCGCGAGCAACAUGCACAACGUCCUCGGCUUCGAUCACGUCCCGCCACCAAUCUUCCGCGCCAAGGCGCGAGAGGAUCUCAGAGCCCGCUACGCCGAGACCGUGACUUUCGCCGACGGUGUCGAGGUCGUCAAGACGACAAAAGUCAAGGAAGGGCUCUUCAAGGCCGAGGACAAGCAGGGCAAAACGUGGUUUGGACGGCGCUUGGUUCUGGCUACCGGCGUCACGGACAUUUCUCCUGACAUGAGGGGCUACGCGGACUGUUGGGGCUACGGCAUCUUCCACUGCCUCUUUUGCCACGGCUUCGAGGAGCGCGGGGCAGAGAGGGUGGGCGUCCUCGCCUUCGGGUUGACGGGGAGCGUUAAGAUGGCGACGCAUAUCGCGUACAUGGCUCGGCCACUGGGCAAGAAAGUGACGAUAUACACGCACGGUAAUGAAGCUCUCGCUUCAGAGAUCACUGCCAUGGCGAAUAACACUUUUCACAUUGACACACGGAAAAUCACAUUGCUGCGCAUGGCUGGCGGCGGCGGGGAGCACAGCACCAGCGUGACGCUCACACUCAGCGGGCGGCAGGACGGAGAAGGAGAAGAAGUAGAAGAAGUCACGGAGGGGUUCCUUGCUCAUGCGCCGUUUACAAGGCCCAACGGGCCCUUUGUGGAGCAGCUUGGGCUGGAGACGGCGGAGAACGGGGACAUCAAGACGGCUGCUCCUUUUGGGGAGACGAGCGUUUCCGGGGUCUACGCCGUGGGAGACUGCGGGAAUAUGGUCAAGGCCGUGGCGACGGCGGCGGCGAGCGGUGCACUGGCUGCGGGUGGUAUGGUCGUGCCGAUGCAGAUGGAGCCGAGGGUUGAGAUGGAUGUUGAGGCUACGGAGAAGGUUAUUGGAUGA